AUGGCUUCUGAAGAUUGGACUACUGUAUAUUCAGCACUGGAUGUGGAUGAGAAAGUAUCAGCUUAUAACUCUAUUAUAAUCAAGAUGCUUGACGAGUUCUUACCUGAAAAAACCAUCAGAGUACAUCACUCUGAUAAACCGUGGAUCACUGGUAAUAUUAAAAUGCAAAUCAAAGCUCGUCAGAAGGCCUUUUCUCGUGGUGAUCAGCCAAGAUACAAACAACUAUGCGAGAAAGUGGCAAAUCUUAUAACUAAAGCUAAAGCCACCUACUAUCGGUCCAAGGCCUCAGAAUUUCGUACCUCGAAUCAAUCGAAGUGGUAUAACUGUAUCUACUCUUUAGUAAAUGCCGAAAACACAACCCACACCCAAUUUCCACACAGGCCUGUCAGGUCCGAAAACCUAGACUGA
Molecule: messenger RNA, 408 nt
Organism: Paramuricea clavata
Lineage: Eukaryota; Metazoa; Cnidaria; Anthozoa; Malacalcyonacea; Plexauridae
Source: the annotation of a GenBank genome assembly